AUGUCGCCAUCUAAUACGAUUGCUUGCGAAGACCCACUUUAUCUCGGGGCCAGCUGGAAAGGGCUCAAACGGCCCGAGCGAUCCAAUUCUAUGCAGUCCUGGAACGACUCUUCAACUCAGAGGUCUCUUUGGACUCUCGAACUGUUGGAGCAAGAACCAAUCCACAUACGGCCAGCUGUGGCGCCGCCCAUGGCGCCCCCAGUCACUAGCUACAGUGCCCCGAGCUCGAGACCCACAUUUGUCAAAGCCAACUCGUACUCAGAGGGAGGCCACGAUUUUGACGAGAUGUCGCAUUAUCUAUCGUCCAAUCAGAUCUCCACACAGCAGAAUUCGCAUGUGCAUCACCAUGUACCGUACAAUCAACAACAUCACCCACCGAAGCAUAAUUCAAGUUAUCAAUCGCAUCCGUAUUUACUACAGCGUGCUUCUGUGCCUCAGGACCCAGAAUAUUCCAGGUUCUCGCAUUCAGCACACGCCACGUCUGCAGCCAACAAUGAGAACUACGCGUGCGCUCACCAGUUUCCCGACCAGUACAACCGCGAUUGCGAGCAUGACCACGAAAGUCGCGAGGACUUGACUAUAUCGGAAUACCACAACGAGAGCCAUCAAUUUACUACUUUUGAUUCAAGCGCAUACGUUCCAUGGCAGGUGACGCCCACCAGCAGCUUAUCGGACAUCCCUCGGGUUGACUACUUCGACGAUUUUCAGGCGCCCGUAAGUUUGAACUCCGACGGCAGGCUACAAUCUUCUGGUUUCGAUUCAAGUCCGCCACAGGCCCCUUCAACGUCUAACUCGGCAUAUUUUCCAGACGUUAUAGCCACCGAACCAGAGGCGGAGUCGGAGUCGGAAUUUUUGACCAAUACAUCAUCGGAAGACCUUCACGAUCGAUUCUACCAAUCAUUCAACAACCCUGUACAAAGGUCUCCCACAUCUAGGCACGAAUCUGUUUACCAACAGCUGAUUGACGAUAAGCCGCUUACAGAAGCACUUUUAAAGCGUGUCAAGCGGGGCUACUACCGAUGCGCCCACUGCCCCAAAAUGUUUUCCAGCGUCCUGGAUUAUGCCAAACACAUUGACGAGUUUGAAAUUCAGCGCGACUACAAAUGUCCUUUCGUCUUGUGUCCUUGGAAAAUCUUGGGGUUACCACGGCGGCCCGAGUUACGACGCCAUUGCGCCAUCCAACACAAAAUGGAGAUUCCUCGAGAGCUCAAAUCCUCUCUCAAGUUAGGAGAAUCCGAUUUCCCAAUCAUGGAAUGUCCUUCGCCUUAUUGUGACAAGAAUUUUUUCCGCCGCGACUCCUACGCCCGACACGUCGCCAUGGUUCAUGAGAAAACUGACAGUCGUUUCAACAAGCGGCUACAGAAAGUUCUAGAGGAGUGUCCACACAUUGUGGGCACCGAAGAGCACCAGGCUUACGUACUGACCGAAAUUAUGAAGACCAAGAAGAAGUUAAAAGCGUGA
Messenger RNA from Lachancea nothofagi CBS 11611, 1461 nucleotides. Lineage: Eukaryota; Fungi; Ascomycota; Saccharomycetes; Saccharomycetales; Saccharomycetaceae. The record is from the annotation of a GenBank genome assembly.